AUGGCCGACGGGCACGGCUGGUGGAAGCUGACGUUCCUGCGGAAGCGCCCGGCGGCGGCCCCGGUGCUGUACGAGAGCCCCGAGGGCCCCGCGGCGCCCGGCGGGGACAGCGCGGACGGGCCCGGCCCCGAGGGCACCCCCGCGCUCGCCGCCCGCCUGGAGAAGAUCGUGGACAAGAGCGCCAAGGGCAAACACGUCAAGGUCUCGCACUCCGGGCGCUUCAAGGAGAAGAAGAAAGUGAGGGCGACGCUGGCCGAGCACCCCAACCUGUGCGGGGCCGGCGAGCGCGAGCAGCAGUGACCGGGGAGCGGAGGGGACUCAGGAUGGAGCCGAUGGAGCCGAUGGAACCGAUGGAGCCGAUGGAAUUACCUGCGGGAUGAUCCCUGAGCUGCGGGACUGAGCCGGGGCGGAGCGGGGCCGGCGCUCCCCGCGCUGCCCAGCGCGGACUGGUCCGUACUGGGAUGAGGACACUGCCCGCGGGGCCCGCCCGGCUCUGCCCCGAUCCCGAUCCCGAUCCCA
This is a messenger RNA of Camarhynchus parvulus, 519 nucleotides long. It is a transcript of the gene PRR15L, whose product is annotated as proline rich 15 like. Lineage: Eukaryota; Metazoa; Chordata; Aves; Passeriformes; Thraupidae. The transcript has a single exon. The coding region runs from base 1 to 300 and encodes 99 amino acids. The record is from RefSeq and is a predicted model, not a curated record.